AGUUCCACCCCCAACCUCUUCUUCUCUCUCCAUCUCACUCCGACGGACGCUCCCCUCCCUCAGCUCAGCUCAGCUCACCACAUUCUCCAUCCCGCCAACGGAACGCGAGAGAGACCACGCCAAGAAGCAGCAGGCGGCGAUGGGCUACACGUACACGCCGACCUACUACUCGGGGCUGCAGGACACCAUCGCGUCGCUGUGCAAGUCCAUCAUGCCAUUCCCCUUCCGGGCGGGGCGCCGCCUCACCGCCGACCAGUCCGCCGCGCGCCGCCACGCCGAGCAGCUCAAGUGGCAGCAGGAGUCCUUCCACCGCAUCCUCCACCUAGCGGCGCUCCACCGCGAGGGCAUCGUCCCGGCCUCCGACGUCGCCGCCUUCCGCGCCUCCAUGCUCGCAACGCUCACCGCGCCUCCCAAGCACCCCGACCAGCCCGCCAUUCUCCGCGACAGGCUCCUCUUCCUCCAGGAGCUCCUCUACGCCAAGUGCGUCUCCGCAGCGGAGUACAACUCCUCCAAGGCGCCCCUCGUGCAGCGCCUCGCCGCGCUCGGCGUCGUGGUCGAGUGCCCCGACGCGGAGGCCUCGGCUGAGGAGUGGUCGGAGAUCGACCUCCGGGACCCGACUCCUCCCGCUGCAGCGGCCGGCGACAAGCCAAAGCACAAGGCCUUCAUCACGCCAUGGAAGAGCAGAUCCAGGAAGGACCAGGACACUUCAAGGCCGCCGCUGGCGCAAGUGGACCAGAACCACUCAAAGAACGCAUCAGUCCUCAUGGCCGAGACCUCCCCGUCGGAGGUUGUGCCAUCCGGGAAGCCCGAGAAGGGGAAGAGGAGGCACCUGGCGGCAAUUUUCAACAACGGCAGCGAGAACAAGGAGCCCGCGGGGACGGAAGAAGAAGUCGAUGAGAAGGAGACGGUGAAGGGCAAGAAGAAGAGCUCGUGGGGGUUUGAUGGGCUCAAGAAGUGGAAGAAGGCAGCUGGUGGUGACAAUGAGGAGGCGGCGGAGCACGCCCCGGCUGCACCGCCACGGUCAUCGCACAGCGAGUGCCGGCUUGAGGCGAGCCCCAUGGUUGCCUCCGGCCCGGACGCAAAGAGGGCCAAGAAGAAGCUGCAUUCGGCGACGGGUGAUGACUCUGCUUCCGAGUUGUUACAUGAUAAGGUUCUGGUGGAGAACACAAAGAAGGAGCUUUCGAGGAUUCAGGCUGAGCUAUCAUCUACAAAUCGAAACUUGAACUUCUCGGAUCAGCAGAUCGAGACCAUCUCAACAAAGCUUCCGGUGGACAAGUCCGACCUCAAGCCCUUCUUCCCAAAGGCUUGGUGCGAUCAGCACGGCGACGGCGUGAUCACCGCUGCGAAGAAAGAGUUCAAGGAACAUGUCGAAGAGAUGGAGAAGCAGAGGGACAUUGCCGGCGGCGAGGGCUGGGCUACUUUUGAGGACAUCGACCUUGAUGAGAGCUUCAACCCCAGGGCCUUCUCUCAGCAUCAGUCAGACUCGGCUGUGAAGGGAAAGAAAGUUAACGAGAGCCUCACUAGCAGUUUCACUAACCCUUUCUAUGACGAGAAGAACCCGUUCUUGAACACAAACUACAACUGAUACAAUCAUACAAGUGAAUGCUGUUUGUUUGGGUCUUUUGAGUUGGGAUGUAUCGCUUCGUUUAUAUUCUGGUUAUUGGUGUUGUACUUAAGGUUCAAUUGUUAUAUUGGACUAGGUUGCGGUUUAAGGUGUAAUAAGUUGUAUUUAUAUGGGAGCUCAUAGUUCCCUUGAUUAAUCAUUUACCAUUGAUAUCUAUGAAUGCUCAGUCAAGUUUUUGUUUU
Phragmites australis (common reed) is the source of this 1806-nucleotide messenger RNA. RefSeq lists its product as uncharacterized. The coding region runs from base 140 to 1585 and encodes 481 amino acids. The transcript is spliced from 4 exons. NCBI's taxonomy places the organism in Eukaryota, Viridiplantae, Streptophyta, Magnoliopsida, Poales, Poaceae. The record is from RefSeq and is a predicted model, not a curated record.